AGUAUUCUGAAAGCAGGCUUAUUUUCAAACGUAGGUAUUUUGGUGCUGCUGCUACUCAGAAACUGAAAGCUUACCAAAAGAUGUCAGGACCAAAGAGUGAAGGCGUUAACAAACCAUCUUCACUGCUUAAACAGUAUGAAAAUGACGAAAUUUUUAGUAUGCUUGGUCGCCGUUGUGUGACUCUAGCGACAUCCGUAGCCCAGCUAUAUAUUGCACCGCCUGAAAACCGUAGAGCAUGGAAGAAGAAAGUUACAGGAGUAAUUUGUUUUGUGAAAGACAACGUGAAGAGAUCAUACUUUCUUCGAAUGUACAGUCUUGUGACAAAGUCGUUAGAAUGGGAACAGGAGUUGUACAACCAGUUCAAAUAUACUCGUGCUCAGCCUUAUUUCCACGCUUUCGCCGCUGAUAGUUACAAUGCUGGUCUAAAUUUUGCAAAUGCUGAAGAGGCCCAGAACUUUAUCAAUGUGAUUGAAAAGAAGCUGAAGGACAAGGAACAGAGACGCCUAGAAAGAAAAAAGGAGAAUGCCUCAAGGCAUGGCAAGCAGCCUGCUCCGCCCCCUGCAGUAGGGGGGAAUGUGGACAUUGGAAAGAGGAGUUCUUUACAGGCCAAUGAUAACUUUAGCAAUAUGAGUCAUUCAUCAUCACAGACAAGUCUUUCCUCCGUGGAUGGUGGUCCUGCUCUGUCUCGGAAAAAGAGCAAAGACAGAAAAGACAGCAAAAGUAAUGCAUCAAACAACAAGAAAAACACCAAGAAAAGGAUUACCAAAGAUGACAUUGGAAAACCAGAGAACUUCCAGCACAUUGGACAUAUUGGCUGGGAUCCACAAGGUGGAUUUGAUGUUGAUAGAUUGGAUGAUAAAUGGAAAGAUCUGUUUUCUCUAGUUGGUGUUACUGCUGAACAAAUGCAGAAAAAGGAAACGAUGGACUUCAUCUAUGAUUUUGUCGAAAAGAGAGGAGGAAUUGACAAUGUUAGACGUGAAAUAGAGAAGGAAAAAGCUACGGAACCACCUCCACCAGCUCCACCAGCACCAUCCAGAGGACAGUCAAGAGGACCCCCACCACCCCCUCCCCCCUCACGUGGAGCCCCACCACCACCCCCAGCAAGGAUAGGAAAUGCCCCACCACCACCCCCUCCAUCCCGUGGUGGGCCUCCACCACCCCCUCCCUCACGUGGAGGCUUACCACCACCACCCCCUCUUUUCAGGGCACCACUUCCUCCUGCAGGGGUACCUCCGCCUCCUGCCCCACCUCCUCCUCCACCAAUGGGUGGUGCACCUCCUCCACCUCCACCAAUGGGAAGAGGUGGCCCUCCGCCUCCUCCUCCCCCCAUAGCUAGCGGUGGUGGCCCGGGUCGUGGAGCUCUUCUUGAUCAGAUUUGUCAAGGAACCUCCCUGAAGAAGGUAGCAGCCGAGGAGAGAAGACCAAGCAGUUCAGAUGGUCGAAGUGGAUUGCUGAGUGAGAUCAGGAGUGGCAAGCAGUUGAAGAAGGUAUCAGAGACAGAUGGACCACCAAAAAAUUUGAAGUCUCCAUCCGGAGGUGGAGGGGGUGGAAUCUUAGGGGCCCUCCAAUUGGCACUGGAGCAAAGAGAAAAAGCCAUCCACUCUUCAGAGAGUGAAAGCGAAAGUGCAUCUGAGUUUGAAGACGACGAGGACGAGUGGAUGGACUAGGGACUAGCACAGGCCACAGUAUAUGAAGUGCUAAUUACGCAUAUUAAAGCGGGAAGACACUUGACUUUCGAAUAUAUAAGCGUAACAAUUUACUCUUUGUAUCUUAUAAGUAGAUGAAUGAUUUCUAGUGUAGUGUUUGAUCUCUGGUAUCAAUUGUGAUUGGAGAAGAUGGGCUCAUUUCUUACAUGCGUUGUGGGGGGUGCGGACGGGAGGGAAGAGGGGCGAGGGCGGACACGUGCACUUUUUGUGAUGUGUUUUUUCUCCCUCGUGCGUGUGUCGCCUGAUCAGUUCUGUCGCCUCGCCUACAGAAGUUUAGGACCGAUAAACGGCAAGUUGAACUUUAGUUGUCUAUUUUUCUGCUAUCUGUGUAUAAAUGUGAAAAUGAUGGAAUUUUUUGUGAGAAAGAAAUGUUCCAGUUUUCUGUUGAUUCCUUGAACGCAAUAAGAGGUAACUUUUUCCCAAGAGUUUGUAAACCUGUCGUAGCUUCCUUUAAGGCUUUCUCCCAGUUCUUCACGGUCAAUCGAUUCUGGUGACUUAACCAAGGAGAAUGGGAUGGAGAAAGUUCACUUUUUGAGAAGUAGGAGAGGGGAUAACCGUGGCGAAAGUUUUGGGCUUAGGUACAAGGAAAUCUGAUGAGGAAUGAUCCGAGGGCGUAUCAAUAAUGAUAUCGUAUGGAAAUGAUGUGCAAUUUUGAACGAAAUCGUGAUGAGGCUAGGGGAACUGGAUGAGGUGAAUUUUGUAACAAUUGUGAAAUGCUAAGAUUGUGUGUCGCCGUUGAGACAUGUUCAGGAACAGAAGACACACUUUAAUGUAUUCACCAUUUAGGUUAAACAAUAAAACGUGAUGGAAAGAUGAAA
Messenger RNA from Pocillopora verrucosa, 2524 nucleotides. Its product is annotated as actin nucleation-promoting factor WASL-like. Lineage: Eukaryota; Metazoa; Cnidaria; Anthozoa; Scleractinia; Pocilloporidae. Gene Ontology annotation, biological process: actin filament polymerization. The record is from RefSeq and is a predicted model, not a curated record. Gene Ontology annotation, molecular function: actin binding. Gene Ontology annotation, cellular component: actin filament.